Eptesicus fuscus (big brown bat) is the source of this 7623-nucleotide messenger RNA. It is a transcript of the gene SMCHD1, whose product is annotated as structural maintenance of chromosomes flexible hinge domain containing 1. Gene Ontology annotation, cellular component: Barr body. The record is from RefSeq and is a predicted model, not a curated record. Lineage: Eukaryota; Metazoa; Chordata; Mammalia; Chiroptera; Vespertilionidae. Gene Ontology annotation, molecular function: protein binding; ATP binding. The coding region runs from base 358 to 6369 and encodes 2003 amino acids. Gene Ontology annotation, biological process: chromosome organization; double-strand break repair. The transcript is spliced from 48 exons.
UCGGCCGCGGCCCUGGUUUCGGCACGCGCUACGGGGCUGUCGUGGGCGGCCGCAGGCGCGGGCCCGGGCCCUCCGAACAGCGCGCCGCGCGCCGCGCGCCGCCUCCGCCCCGGGAGCCGCUGGCCGCGGAAGUGACGUGGGGUCCAGUGAGGAGUUUGUUUGAAUCGGUUCCCGGCCGAACCUCGCGCUCGCCGCUCUUCGGCCACCGCCGCGGAGGGAGGAGCUGCAGGGCGCCGAGGUGGAGACCUCGCGCCGGGGGGGACCGGAGCUGAAGGCGCCGCGCGGAGCCUGCGUCUGGGCCCUGGGCGCGGCGGCCGUAGGCGCCGGCGCGGCUGUUUUUUUCUCCUUUCCCCCAAUAUGGCAGCGGCGGGCGGCGGCGGGCCCUCGGCGGGGACUGGAAGGGGCGGCCGAGGCGACCGCUGCAGGAAGGUGUACUUGUUCGACCGGCGCGAGAAGGAGUCGGAGCAGGGCGACCGGGUGGUGCAGGUCGGGGAGCGCUCGGACUACGCGGGAUUCCGCGCCUCUGUGUGCCAGACACUUGGCAUUUCACCUGAGGAAAAAUUUGUUAUUACAACAACAAGUAGGAAAGAAAUUACCAGUGAUAAUUUUGAUGAAACUGUUAAAGAUGGAGUUACUCUAUACCUGCUAAAGUCAGUUGACCAAUUACUACUAACAGCUACAAAAGAAAGAAUUGAAUUCCUACCUCACUAUGACACACUGGUUAAAAGUGGCAUGUAUGAAUAUUAUGCAAGUGAAGGACAAAACCCUUUGCCAUUUGCUCUUGCAGAGUUAAUUGACAAUUCGUUGUCUGCUACUUCUCGUAACACUGGGAUUAGAAAAAUACAAAUCAAAUUGCAUUUUGAUGAAACACAAGGAAAACCUGCUGUCACAGUGAUAGAUAAUGGAAGAGGAAUGACCUCUAAACAGCUUAAUAACUGGGCUGUGUAUAGAUUGUCCAAGUUUACAAGGCAAGGAGAUUUUGAAAGUGAUCAUUCAGGAUAUGUUCGACCAGUACCAGUGCCACGCAGUUUAAAUAGUGAUAUUUCCUAUUUUGGUGUUGGGGGCAAGCAGGCUGUUUUCUUUGUUGGACAAUCAGCCAGAAUGAUAAGCAAACCUGCAGAUUCCCAAGAUGUUCAUGAGCUUCUGCUUUCUAAAGAAGAUUUUGAGAAGAAGGAGAAAAAUAAAGAGUCAAUAUAUAGUGGAUAUAUUAGAAACAGAAAGCCAUCUGACUCUGUUCACAUUACAAAUGAUGAUGAGAGAUUUCUACAUUGUCUUAUCUCAGAGGAGAAGGAAAAAAAUAGCUUUACUGCUGUGGUUAUCACAGGAGUACAAUCAGAACACAUAUCGUACUUGAAAAAUUAUUUCCAUCUUUGGACAAGACAGUUAGCGCAUAUUUAUCACUACUAUAUUCAUGGCCCAAAAGGAAAUGAAAAACAUACAUCAAAAGAAGUUGGACCUUUCAAUAACAUUGAUAUUGAAAUUUCUAUGUUUGAAAAAGGGAAGGCACCUAAGAUUGUCAACCUAAGGGAAAUACAAGAUGACAUGCAGACGUUGUAUAUAAACACAGCAACUGAUAGUUUUGAGUUCAAAGCUCACGUUGAAGGAGACGGUGUAGUGGAAGGGAUUAUCCGAUAUCACCCUUUCUUAUAUGAUAGAGAAACUUACCCUGAUGAUCCAUGCUUUCCAUCAAAAUUAAAAGAUGAAGAUGAUGAUGAUGAUUGUUAUAUAAUUGAGAAAGCUGCAAGAGGGAAAAGGCCUAUUUUUGAAUGUUUUUGGAAUGGUCGUCUAAUACCAUAUACAUCUGUUGAAGACUUUGACUGGUGUGCUCCUCCUAAGAAGAGAGGGCUUGCACCAAUCGAGUGCUACAAUAGAAUAUCUGGUGCAUUAUUCACUAAUGACAGAUUCCAGGUCAGCACAAAUAAACUGACUUUUAUGGAUCUUGAGCUAAAAUUGAAAGAUAAGAACACCCUUUUUACAAGGAUUUCAAAUGGACAGGAGCAGCGAGUGAAAAUUGACAGAGAAUUUUCUUUCUGGCUCAAAGACUGUCAUGAAAAGUAUGACAAACAAAUAAAAUUUACACUUUUUAAAGGAAUAAUCACACGUUCUGAUCUUCCUUCUAAAAAGCAGGGCCCCUGGGCCACAUACUCAGCAAUAGAAUGGGAUGGAAAAAUAUACAAAGCAGGACAGCUGGUGAAGACAAUCAAGACACUUCCUCUUUAUUAUGGAAGCAUAGAAAAAUUUUUUCUUUAUGGUAAUCAUGAUGGAGAAGUAUAUGCUACUGGAGGAGAGGUUCAAAUUGCAAUGGAACCACGAGCACUGUAUGAUGAAAUAAAAGUUGUGCCAAUUGCAAAACUGGAUAGGACCUUUGCUGAGAAAGCUAUAAAAAAAUAUGUAGAAGAUGAAAUGGCAAGGCUUCCUGAUAGAUUGUCAGUAACUUGGCCUGAAGGAGAUGAAUUAUUUCCCAAUGAGAUUAGGCCUGCUGGAACUACCAUUGGUGCAUUAAGGAUUGAAAUACUGAAUAAAAAAGGAGAAGCGAUACAAAAGCUUCCAGGAACAGGUCAUGGAGGGUCAAAGAAACUCCUGGUUGAGCUUAAAGUUAUAUUACACACUUCAAGUGGAAAUAAAGAAAUAAUUUCACAUAUUAGUCAACAUGGAGGAAAAUGGCCUUACUGGUUUAAAAAAAUGGAAAAUAUUCAAAAAUUGGGGAAUUAUACAUUGAAAUUACAAGUUGUAUUGAAUGAAAGUAAUGCAGACACUUAUGCUGGAAGACCACUACCAUGUAAAGCAAUUAAAUUUUCUGUUAAAGAGGGUAAGCCAGAAAAAUUUUCAUUUGGUCUUCUGGAUCCUCCUUUUCGUGUUGGAGUUCCAUUCAAUAUCCCUCUGGAGUUUCAGGAUGAAUUUGGUCAUGCUAGUCAACUAAUAAAUGAUAUUCAGCCAGUUCUUGAAGCAAGUGGUUUAUCUUUACAAUAUGAAGGAAUAACCAAGGGACCUAAUUGUAUAAUUCGAGGUGUUACAGCUAAGGGCCCCGUAAACUCUUGUCAAGGCAAGAGUUUUAAUCUGAAGGUUAUUCUUCCGGGUUUUAAAGAAGACUCACAGAUUUUGAAAAUUAGAUUACUACCAGGUCCCCCUCAUCAAUUGAAAGUGAAACCUGAUUCUGAAUUUUUAGUUAUAGAAAAUGGAACAGCUUUCCCAUUUCAGGUAGAAGUUUUGGAUGAAUCAGACAAUAUAACAACACAACCAAAAUUGGUUGUUCAUUGUAAGUUUUUAGGUGCUCCUAACCUUCCACUCUACACUGUGGAUUGCAGUAGUUCUGGAACCAGUAUUUUAUCAGGACCUGCAAUUCAAGUUCAGAAUAUUAAAAAAGACCAGACGCUAAAAGCUAAAAUUGAAAUACCUAGUUGUAAAGAUGUGGCACCUGUGGAGAAAACGAUUAAGUUGCUUCCCAGUAGCCAUGUUGCAAGAUUACAGAUAUUCAGUGUGGAAGGGCAAAAGGCAAUCCAGAUCAAACACCAAGAUGAGGUUAAUUGGAUAGCAGGCGAUGUUAUGCAUAAUCUUAUCUUUCAAAUGUAUGAUGAAGGAGAAAGAGAAAUCCAUGUAACAUCAACUUUAGCAGAGAAAAUUAAAGUUAACUGGACUCCUGAGAUUAACAAAGAACACUUGCUGCAAGGUCUGCUUCCUGAUGUACAAGUACCAACAUCUGUAAAAGAUAUGCGCUAUUGCCAGGUUUCAUUUCAAGAUGAUCAUGUGUCUUUGGAAAGUGCAUUUACAGUAAGACCCCUACCUGAUGAACCUAAACAUCUAAAGUGUGAGUUGAAAGGAGCAAAAACAGUACAGAUGGGCCAAGAGCUUCAAGGGGAAAUAGUUGUAAUAGUUACAGAUCAGUAUGGAAAUCUGAUUCAAGCAUUUUCACCAAGUUCUUUAUCUGCCUUGGGAAUUGCUGGUAUUGGACUUGAUAGCUCACAGUUGAAAACUACCUUUCAGGAAAAUACACAGAGUAUAAGUGUAAGAGGCAUCAGAUUUAUUCCAGGUCCUCCUGGAAAUAAGGAACUUUGUUUUACUUGGCGUGAGUUUUCUGACUUUAUUCGAGUACAGCUAAUUUCUGGACCACCAGCUAAACUUCUCCUUAUAGAUUGGCCAGAAUUAAAGGAGUCUGUUCCAGUGAUUAAUGGAAAAGAAUUACAGCAUCCUCUCAUUGUUCAACUUUGUGAUCAGUGGGAUAAUCCAGCACCUGUACCACAGGUUAAAAUAAAUAUCAUAAAAGCUAACAAUUUAAAGCUCACUCCUUCAAACCAACAGUAUAAAACAGAUGAAAGGGGCAGGGCUAAUUUGGGAGUGUUCAGUGUUUAUGCCCCUAGAGGAAAACAUACUAUACAGGUGAAAGCCAUCCAUAACAGGAAUACCAUAGAAGGACCUAUAAUUAAGUUAAUGAUUCUUCCAGACCCUGAAAAACCCAUUCGUCUCAAUGUUAAAUAUGACAAAGAUACUUUAUUUUUAGCAGGGGGUGUUUUCACUGAUUUUAUGAUUACUGUUAUUUCUGAAGAUGAUAGCAUCAUUAAAAAUAUUAAUCCAGCACGUAUUACCAUGAAAAUGUGGAAGCACUCUAACAAUGGGAACCGACCACCAGCAAAUGCAGAAACAUUUAGUUGUAAUAAAAUAAAAGGUAAUGACAAGGAAGAUGGCUGCUUCUACUUCAGGGAUAAAGCAAUUCCUAGUAAAGUGGGGACAUAUUGUAUCCAGUUUGGUUUUAUGAUCGAUAAAGCACUUAUUCUUAACAGUGAACAGAUUAUAGUUGAUGUUCAACCUAAUCAACCUGUGAAGUUAGUACCUAAAAUUCAGCCAGCCACACCAGCUGUUUCAAAUGUUCACUCAGUUGCCAAUAGGACCCUGGUCAAAGAUUUACAUCUUAUUAUCACGGAUAACUUCAACAAUCAGACUGGACUUGAUUUGGUUGGCACUGUAAUAGCUACCAUCAAAGGCUCUAAUGAGGAAGAUACUGAUACACCACUCUUUAUCGGGAAAGUUAGAACACUUGAAUUCCCUUUUGUGAAAGGUUCCGCUGACAUCACGAGUCUAGUACUGGCAGAAAAUAGUCCUGGAAAGGAUAGUACUGAAUAUUUUAUUAUAUUUGAGCCUCAGCUACCAGAUUUAUCAAGAACAUUAGAAUCAUAUAUUCUACCAUUUAUGUUUUCUAAUGAUGUUAAGAAGCAGCAACAAAUGCUAGCAUUUGCAAAACAAAAGGAUGAAUUAUCUCAAUCUAUUGAAAUGUAUAGAACUGUAUUUGAAACCAGCAAACAACUUAUUGAUGAAAUGAAGUGCCAAGUUGAAGUAGCAAAAUCAAAAGAGGCCCAGUUGCGAAAUGAACUAAAAACAAAUAAUAUUGACAUUCCUACAACGCAACAGGUGCCACACAUUGAAGCACUUUUAAAAAGAAAGAUAUUAGAACAAGAAGAACUAAAGAAAAAACCAAGAAGAUCAUGUACUCUUCCAAACUAUACUAAAAGCAGUGGAAAUGUUUUGGGAAAGAUUGCACACCUGGCACAAAUUGAAGAUGAUAGAGCUGCAAUGGUUAUUUCUUGGCAUCUGGCAAGUGAUAUGGAUUGUGUUGUCACCUUGACCACUGAUGCUGCGCGUCGUAUCUAUGAUGAAACCCAAGGUCGUCAGCAAGUGUUACCACUUGAUUCUAUUUAUAAGAAGACUCUUCCAGAUUGGAGAAGACCUCUGCCUCAUUACCGAAAUGGAAAAUUAUAUUUUAGACCCAUUGGAGAUCCAGUCUUUGCCCGAGAUUUGUUAACGUUUCCAGAUAACAUAGAACAUUGUGAAACAGUGUUUGGUAUGCUAUUAGGAGACACCAUUAUUUUGGAUAAUUUGGAUGCUGCCAAUCAUUAUAGAAGAGAGGUUGUUAAAAUUGCACACUGUCCUACACUGCUCACGAGAGAUGGAGAUCGCAUUCGAAGUAAUGGGAAGUUUGGGGGCCUUCAGAAUAAAGCUCCUCCAAUGGACAAACUUCGGGGAAUGGUAUUUGGAGCUCCAGUACCAAAGCAGUGCCUGGUCUUAGGACAACAAAUAGAUCUUCUUCAACAGUAUCGUAAUGCUCUGGACAAGUUGAACAGUUUGACCAAGGAACUUAACAGUGAAUUAGAGUACCUGCAAUCUCCUGAAAUGAAGAAGAAAAAACAAGAACUUGAUGAACGAGAGAAAACUCUGAAACUAAUGGAGCAACAGCUUCUAAGUGUGACUCCCAUGCGUAAGUGCAGUGAUUCAUUAUUUCAUCCAACAAAGCUUGAAAUGACAGAUUGUCCAAAUCCUCCUAAAAGAAUGAGAAGAGAAGUUACAAGACAAAAUAGGACUGUAACCAAAACAAAUGUGUGAAAGGUGACAGAGAAGCGGGGACCUGUGGUCUCAGUGAGAAUGCCCUGCCUUCGGCAGCUCUGUUUCAGAAGACUAAGGAGGUGAUUUACCAGACUGAAUACCUAUGGGGACAGUACAAGCACCUGGGCAUUCAUUUCCAUGUCUGUCCAGAUGGGACUGGAAGCAGCCAUUCAAUUUUAUGACUCUUACUGGAUGAUAUGCAUUUUCUGUAAUUAUUCCAGUCCACAUGCCCUUUGGUUGUCAUUAUCUUGCAAGUGUGUCAGUGGAAAAUGUGCAAAUAUGGCAGUGACUGUAAAACUGGCACAUAGCAUUGAUUAAUCCUGAAGAAAAGUUUAUGAAUUAUUUUUCAAUAUGAUUACAAUGAAUUUACUAGAACUAUUUCUUGGAAACAAACCUUUUUAUUACUUUUGUGUAAAUUUAUUUAACAAAACUGUUUUGUUGGUUGUGCCUAAGGAAAGUUCCAGAGGUUAGGUAUUUAAUUUUAAAUAUGUGAGGAAACUCUUAAUGAAGAUUUCAAAAUAAAAGAAGAAAAAGCACCAGGUAUCUGGGAAUUCAAAUGUUAAAAUACAUGAACAAAAAUAUUAACUACAUGAGUGAACUUGUGACAGCAGUAGCAUUUUAAAUUUCUGAAGACUUUACCCUUGUAUAUAUAAAAUAGGCCACAGCAUCCAUUUUUAUAAGUAUUGUUUGAUUCUAUUAAUACUAGAUUAUAUAGUCUCAGCCUUAAUUCUACAUUUGCAUUUUUUUGUAAUUUUUUAUUACUAUUUUUAAAGAGUUAAAGAAGUUGUACACUUCCACAUCAAUGCAAUAAGGCCCUGCUAGAAAGUUGCUUCCAACACAUCUGAAUUGUGUAUUAAAGCUAACAUGUCAAUAUAUAUGUCUUUGUAUAAGUCCAGUUGUAUUGUUCUGUAAAGUUACUUUGUAAGGAAAUACUUUUGGUACAGUUUUGUGUCCCAGGAAAUGUGUAUUUUUAAUCCUUUCUAAAUACACAGUGAGGUUAAUAACUGGUGGUUUUCCUAUUGAAUAGAUUUUUUUUUUUCAUUGAAAGCUUUCUAAAAGUUAUUACCUUAGUAAAAGCUAUUACAAUGUUAACCUGUCUUUAUAAUUGGAAGUCAUUUAACUGUUUUGCUUAACAGACAAAUAAAAUGGCAAUAAUAGAAUUAGCUAAAGGAAAGAUUGGAUUCCUUUUAAGUGAAACUUGUUCUUAUUUGUUCUUAAAUAUUAGUGCUAAAGACAUCAAAGUCCCAUGUUAUA